Messenger RNA from Penaeus vannamei (Pacific white shrimp), 6901 nucleotides. NCBI's taxonomy places the organism in Eukaryota, Metazoa, Arthropoda, Malacostraca, Decapoda, Penaeidae. The record is from RefSeq and is a predicted model, not a curated record.
CCGGCUGGCAGUCAGCUGGCCUUCUCCUUGGUGGCUCGAGGGCGACCUUGAGAGGCAGAUAAUGUGGAGAGAAUAUUCCUUCCCGCCGGAGAUGGAAUGGAUGUCCAGCAUCGUCCAGGUGAAGAGCGCCCCUCACAACCGAGCUCAGUUGGAGAUGCUGGUGACAGGCGAGGCUUCCUUAGCCAUGGAGGAGAUGUCCCCUGAGACUAUCAUUUCCCACGUCAUGACUCUCAUUCGCGCUGUUAACCGCCCGUAUUCCGUUCCUCUGCCUUCUUUCUUCCAUAGAUCGCAGUGGAACAAGAACCCAUGGGCUCGGAGUUCGUACCACUCUUACAUGACGAUGGCCGGCGUGAAACUGAGACUGAGAGACCGCAGUGUGUUGUGCCCGCGCCUUUCCAGUUCGAGUGGGAGGAAGUCCGUUUUCUUUGCCGGAGAACACACCUCUACGGAUCGCUUUGGGACGGUCGAUGGCUCUUUUCUCUCUGGUGUAAGGGCAGCCAAGUGGGUUAUGGAUGAACUCGUUGCUCAGAGUUUGAAACCUUUUGAGAGCGAGGAGGUAAGAUUUACCGUUCCCGACGCCAAAAACCAAAACAUGAACUUCUUCGACCUCUUCCUCAAUCCCAAAAACUACUACCAAGUCGUCAAGGUUAAAACUAAGAGCAGGGAAAGUGAGGAAGUGAUGUCAAGGAGGAGGAAGCAACCAGUCAGUCAGUCACGAGAUGUUGGGACAGUGCCGAGAGGCCAGUUAGGUGGAGACAGGCAACAGGAAACAUACAUUAUCCAGACUAAAGAUGGCCGUCGCAUUCCAGUUGUCUUUUCUAGCAACAAUGGCGGACAAGUAUCAAUGGCCUUGUCUGGCAACAGUGGCGAUCAAGUACCGGUUGUCCUCUCUGGGAACAAUGGCGACCAAGUACCUGUUGUUGUGGAGAGAGAAGACGGACAGAAAGUUGCUUACGUUAUUGCUGAUAAUAACGGGCAGCAAACUCUUUAUGGCAUCCCCCCUGGUAACGGCGCACAGGUUCAAUAUGUUAUGGCUCCGACCGAUGGACCAGAUGGCCAGCAGAAAGUGUAUAUCAUGUCUGAUGACAAUAACCAACAUGUUCCUUUAGUUGUUUCUCCAGACAAUAAUCAACAUGGUCCUUUAGUUUCUCUAGACAACAAUCAGCAAGUUCCUCAUGUUGUAACCACCGAUGAUGGCCAGCAGGUUGCAUAUGUUCUGUCCACUAAGAAUGGGCAGCAAAUCCCUCUUGUUUUAUCAAAUGACAAUAAUCAAGAAGGCCCGUAUGGCUUGCCGAUCCACAAACGUCCCUAUCCCUUAGCUGUAGAAAAUGGGCCGAAGGUUACUUUUGUUGUGUCUGCAAAGGAUAGUCGCGAAACUCAUCAUGACUCGUCAAGGGAGAAUUCUCAAUUGGAAGUUCUCAGAAACGUUAUGAAUCCAGAAGUGACAACCAAAUUUACAGUACCGGUAUUCGCUUCUUCAGAGGAUGACUCCAUUUCCCCUUUGGGUAACAAGGAAGAAAUUGCGAUCGUUUAUGUUGAUAGCGAGGGGAAAAGGAUUACGAAUAUCCCAAUGAAGUUGUCCUCCAUGGUAGAAGAUAUGGUGCAAGAGAGCUUGGAAACAACCCUGAAGGAGAAGAAGAAUCAAGAAAAUGCCACAUCCCCCUCCACUGUGGAAGAGGAAGGAAGCCAGGAUGAAGAUAGAUUAUCUAUACAAGAUACGAGUUUUGAAGAUGUCUCUAUAGGUGGACGACUAAGAAACAGAAACAGGAAGAGGAACAGGAAUAAAGGAAUUAGAAACAGAAACAGAAAUAGGAAAAAAGACAAGCCGAACAGUCAAGAAGAUGAGAACAAGCCACUCAGCAACAGGAGUGAAGUACAAAACGAGCAGACCCCACCACAACACAUAACAUACAAUUCACCUCUUCACUUCCCACUGCCACUACCAACUUCUUAUUUUCCAUACCUAAGCUCAUCGGCUCCCACAACAGAGGCAACCACUGCUCAUCCUCCUAAAAUUAAUUCAGCUGUUCCUGGUGCCCACAUGACCUACUAUGCAAACAACCGGAUGUCAGUCAUCAUGGAACCAGACUUAUCACAGACACAUGACAUGUAUGACUUUCAAGGUAGUCAGUCAUAUCCACAGUAUGCAAUGAAAGUCAAUGCACCUGGCCUAGAGAUGCCCAGUUACCUUUCUUCCCAUUCACAGCCACCUCCUAAACUCACCACCAACUUCUAUCAUCAAUUCCCAGAAACCCAAACACCUCCCUCAGUCUGGCAAAGGCCAAAUGUGAACUCGCCUCUGCAUUCACAAGGACACAUUCCCAGCCCAGAUAUAUCAAGAGGAGGUAGUCUUCACCUUGCAGAUCACAUGUCACAUGGUGAUUCUUCAUAUAAUGGAGCUGUGAAUAAUCCUAGCUGGACCCAGACUUACAAUCAACACCCCAGGUAUAAUUUGUUUUCUUCCACUACCGAGCCAUAUUAUACUGUGAUUUCAUCUACACGUCGAAGCCCACAUAUGCCACCCAUUCAUCAGCCAGAAAAUCCAACUCCAUUUGAUGCGACACAAACCCUAUCAACACAGAUAAAAAAUCUGCAGCAAAGUCAGUACUAUUCUUCAAGUACUCACCCAUUUGCAGACCAUAAUUAUAACAGAGGUGGCACUGCCAUUGAAGCUCCCAAUGGACCUUAUGCUUCAUACCCACGGAGGACUCCAAACAAAGAUCCCAUUGGACCAUAUGAUUCAUACCCAAGUACUUCUACAAACAGAGCUCCUGCUAAAUCCUAUGCUUCAUAUCCAGUUUCAAGCCAGCAUUCUCUGGACUAUGAUUCUUUACCACCAAAUCGACAGGCACUUCUGGAGUACUAUAAUAUAAGGCCUGGACCGAAUGGACAGGUGCACAUGAACAUCAAUAUGCCACCUCUUCUUAACAGGGAUCAGUCAUCAGUCUAUGCCAUCUUGGAUGAUGGUAUAGAUCCAAAGACUUUGAUGACAGAAAAUAGGCACAGGCCACAGAAAAAUAACAGAAACAGAAUGCAGGAUAGAAUGGGCAGUUAUGAAUAUGAAGAUUCCAUCGAAGAAUUACUUGGAUCCACACAUGAUGUAAACCGAACAAUAAGUUUUGAAGCUCUUUCCCCAAACAGUAAAAAUACCAGUGAUCAACAGCAACAGCAGUAUACAAGUAUUGCAUAUGAAACUGGUUCACAAGAAGAGUUGCAAGGAAAUUCUGAUGAGUUUGCAAAUGUAAAGACAAACUCUGAGGAGCUUGUAAUAAGUUCUGAACAAUUUAAUUCAAAUGAAGUGAGGGCAAACUCUACAACACUGAAAAACAGCUCAAAAGAAAAAACUAAAUAUGAAGAUCCAAAGGCAAACUCUGAGGAAAUAAUUAGAAAGUCUGAAGAAAUAGAAGCAAAAAUAAGUUCAGAGGCAAACUCUGGGGAAAUUAACAUAAAUUCUGGAGAAUCUGAAUCAAAAUUAAGCUCAAAUGCAAACUCUGAGGAUCUUAUUGUAAAUUCCAAGGAAGUAGGAGUGGACUCUGAACAGAACUAUUCAGGACGAGUACGUGAUGAAAGUAGCAGUGAGGAUAACAACAAAAGAGAGGACACUGAAAAAUAUUAUUCCAAUAAUGGGAUGCCAAUGCACCCUGGUUUCCUGUCUGCAGUAUCUGCUAUGCAAUAUACUCCAGUCAUAUUACAACCCAUGUCAUUUUUCAAUCCAAUGAUGCAAGGUAUGAAUCCUUUCCCUCCUACGAGAACAGAUAUGUCUUCACCUUACCAGAGCCAUUCAUCACGAAAAAGGCUUCAGAGCAGUGAAAAAGAAGAAGAUCGUUCCUUCCGACUGCAAAAAAUAUUAUUGACUACAUUGCAGCCUGAGGAAAAGUUGCAAGUUGUUACAGAGUCUGUAGAUUCCAAGGAUCAACUUGAAUCCAUUAAUUCCUCACCUUCCCUUGAUGAAGACCAGGCAAGUUCUGAAAUACAAUCCAUGGAGGAGUUUCUCCAUGAAAUAUCAGUUGAAAUUAUUUCGGGAAUGCAGAACAGUACGGGAAAUGGUGAACGAAAGAGAUCAAGGAAGAAUAAAAGGAAGAGAAACAGAGCUGAAAAUGAUAGAGACCUUAGCAUUGAGAUGCUGACUGAAGCUUUGGAAAGUCCAAAAACUGAUGUUUUUACCAGCCAGAGAUUAGAAAAUCAAGAGUGGAGUGCAUCAGACAGUGUUACUGAAAGUCAUGAAGCAAGUACUGCCCAAACAACAGCUGCUCCAGAGCUUCAUGACCAUACUGCAAGUUAUGAAAAUUAUGAUUUAGAUACAACCGAAAUCUCCAUUUUGAAUACAUGGCUGCCCGAGAGUGAGGGUUUAGCCCAAGAUAAUGAAGAAACAUCUGAGUCAUGGUUCUCGUGGUAUAUGAAUUAUUAAAGUCUUAAGCAGCUGAUUAGUUACAUUAAUGAACUGGUCACAUGUCAUUAAGAGACAGCAAUUCAUAGAAAAUUAGGAAAGAAACCUGACUUAUCUGGUGGUCUCUUUGGGCAUGGAAAUGGAAAUCAAGGUAGGAUACAGUCAUAUAACCAAGUUCUAAUUUCUAAUUUGCCUUCAAUUAGUUUUGAGAGUACAUAGCUGUGGAACCUUGUUUUAAUAUUGCACCCAGAAUGCUUAUUAGAGAAAUAGGUACCCAGUGGCAUCAAGCUUAAUGAAAAAUUCCUAAUAGUGAGAGCUCCUUGGUUGUAGGUAAUGAAGCACCAAGAGUACUUUGCCAAUUUUAACAUCAAUAUUUCUAAAAGCAUUUACUGAUUUAUUUGGAAGUUUAAUACCUUUUAGAUUCUUUUCUGUUUACAUGAAGCUAAAAAAAAUAUCAGUUUGAAUGCUGACACUUUUGCAUAACAUUGUAUUUUGUACAUACUAUUUAUUUCUAAUUUAUUAUUGUUGGCUAUUUAUAAUAAGUACUUAACAGUUACCACAACAAAAGAAACAUAUGAUCAAGACAGAUGUACUACGUAACAGUUGCAAAGAAUUUUUUUUUUCUAUCUUGAACUUAUCUAUGAGUUUUCAAUUCACUCAUCUCAAACUUUGAUCCUGUUAAGGCCAAUGGUCUAAUGUGUUAAUUUAUGUAAUGUUAACUUCAUAUUAACCUGUUCAAGGCAAAAGUGCAUGUAUGACUGCACUUUCCCCUAUGGUUUAGUUUUAUUUAUUUUGUUAACACUAGAAUGGUUACAGAAACAUUUAGUCACCAGAGAGUUAAUUACUGGGCCACCUGAAUCUCACAAAUUAUUCCAUUCCUUAUAUUUUCAGGAAAGGAAAUUUAUUUGUUUUUAAUAUUAAUAAAAUUAAAAACUUAUUUCACAAAGAAUCCUAGGAAUGCAUUUAUUUGGGAAGAUCAAGUAGGCCUAGUAAUUGACUCCUUGGUGACAACACUUUAGAAGCCAUGUGUGUGAACGAUAUUAGUAAAGCAAGACCACAGUGAACACCACAUGUACCCACUGCCAAUUGGCUAAUGUUGGCAUCCACAUGUUGAAUCUUUAUGUGGCAUUUUGAAUUGUAUUCAAUUCACAUUAUCUAUUUCUGCUUCAAUUUUCAUCAUUGCAAGCAAUUAAGAUGUGCAUUAGAAUUAGAGAUGUGCCAGUGGUAGUAUGAUCAAUAUUAGCUAUAUAUUCUACUAUUGGCACUGGUGUCGAUUGUGAAAUUCAGCCUGAGAUUGAAAAUUGUUCACUGUAUAAUAAGACUAGUGUCUUUUUUGGUCUUUUUGAUAAAAAUUAUACAUAAACAGGGAUUAUAAACUUUUCUCUUACUACUUUAACACAAUUCUUACUUUAUUUCAAUAUUCUUAACAGUUAAUUUCACAUAUGAAAAGUUGUCUCCAUCUUUGCCAAAUGCUAAUUAUUAAGAUAAAGACAGAAAUAAAUGUACCAGUAUUUGUAAGUUUUCUAGUAAUGGGAUAAUCAUCGGCACUUCUCUAAUUGUAAUUAGUUGAUAAGUUACAGCAUCCUCAUCCUCAUCAUCUUUUCCCCAUUGGCUCAUCCUGUUUUCAGUUUUUGCAUUACUUUCCUGUGUAUCAAACUUUUUGUCUUAACAUUUCUUUCAAAGAGUAACACUACAUAUUCAAGUUUCUAGUUUGUAGUGUUUUAGAAAACUUUCCCAGUCAUGAAAUUCAUUUAACAUUUUCAUGUACAUCUAUAAAUGUGUAUGUUAGGGUGAUAAAAUCCGAAAUCUUGGCAUUAUGAAUUCUAGCAUUGUGUAUAAAUACUAUAUACCAUCAAAGUCUUUUAUUAUGUAUAUCCUGACCUGACUGUAAUGUGUAGGCUUGACCAAAGACAGCAUUGAUUACUAUGUAGGAUAUCCUCUAGUGGCAGGAGGAAGUAGAAGAGAAACAAGAAAAAAUGUAUUAAAAUAGUUGUCACCGAGGGAGGUGAAAGAUAGGAAGAUACAAGGAAGAGAAAUUUGGAGAAUAGAAAAAGAAUUACAUUUUCAAAAUGAAACAUUUAAAGGCUUACAUUUCACAUGGAAAAUGCAAAGAAAAUUUUGAACAAGUAACUGGAAGCAAUCACAAAGAGCUACACAUGAAGAAGUAAUCUGAAAUGUAUUUCAAUGUGUUUAAGUAAUGUUUUAAAAGUAUUUCACUGCUCCAAAAUUUAUUUCUUGCAUAAAAAUGAUCUGUUUUACAUUUUUAUUCUAGCAUAGGGUUAAAAGAAAAAAAAUUGACAACCAAGGGAAGUCACAUAUAUUUUGGGAGAGAAGAGGGAAACUUGUAGAUUUUUUUUUUUUGUUUUAAGAAAAAAAAGUUGAUACAAGAAGAAAAUCUAACCAAAACAAUAAAUCAAUACCUGAUGAUGAAACAAAAUAAGAAAGUCUCUGUAACAAUAUUUUACCAACAAGAAAAACAUAUUGAACAAUGUAAAAGGUGGAAUCCCCCCCCCC